This is a messenger RNA of Spathaspora passalidarum NRRL Y-27907, 2341 nucleotides long. RefSeq lists its product as uncharacterized. Lineage: Eukaryota; Fungi; Ascomycota; Pichiomycetes; Serinales; Debaryomycetaceae. The record is from RefSeq and is a predicted model, not a curated record. The transcript has a single exon. The annotation marks the transcript as partial.
AUGUCUUUUCGCGGCUGAUCUAAAAACACAGUCGGCCGAAACUAACACAAUGUCCGAAACUAGUAUUCAUGAGGUUUACGGAUUGAUCUGCUUGUUUUCCGACCCGCUGGUGUUGACAUCAUACCCGCGGUGCUAUUUCCUAAAGAGGUAUUAAACCCCGAAAAUCCAAUGAUUACUUAAUAUACGGAGUACAUAUAAUACGCCACGCAGCAAUCAUCCACAGUCAUCCAAACUUAGUCAUCUGAUGCUGGCUUAGUUAAUUUUUCUAAUCAAUAACAGAUCCAGUUUUGAGAAGGUUAUAUUUUAUGUUGACAUACCAACCGUGGCUUGCAUGUUCUUGCCGCAGAAAUGAGUCAGAUUUAGAAACUAAAGACGCGAAGGAAGGUCCCAAAGUUUUAUACUUGUGCAUCUAAAACAGAGCUUUGUUAAUGCAAUGCAAUAAGAAGUCGUGCAUUUACAUUCACAAGAUUUGUUUCAUCAUUUCUUGGACCCAGCUAGAACUAAGCUUGUUGCUGACGAGCAGAACAUGCACCCCCCUCAUUGACAAUUCUUUGUUUAGUUCUUGUUUGAUAAAUAAAGAUACCAAACCAAAACUACUAAAACAAAAAGUUAUCACAAACAAGAACUAGUUAACUUAUACAAUCAAUCAUGUUUAAAUUAAUCUGGCUAUUAGAUAUCUUGUGAUUACUCUUGGUUAUAUGUAGCUAUACACUUACACCAUUCUUGGAGGUGGAUUCUGACUUUUCCAUAAUAACAAUCCAUGAUAUGGUAGGUUUUGGUAUUUACCCACAAUAUGUUAUAGGUGAUUCUUAUUAUCAUACAAUGCACUCUAUAGAACUCCUGAGAAGUUUUAUAGGACCUUUGAUACUUGCUAGUUUAUGCAAAUGUAUUUUGUCAUUGACUUCGUCUAUUCCAAUUAUCAAUGAUAACCCAUGGGAUGAAAAUGAACUAUCAUUUUUAGUACUGCUAUUACUUGGGGCUGGUAAUGUAUUACUGUGGACAUAUCUUAGAAAUACAUUGAUUCGAGUUACUGGCAAGAGAAAAACCGGAGUUUGGUUUUCGAUUUUAAUAAUUUCUCAACAUAUAAUAUUUAAAUGCACACGAACACUUCCUUUAUCUUUUGCUUCGCCAUUUGUGAAUUAUUCAUACGCCAAGAUUAUUAUGGGUGAUUUAUCAGGACUAGUUUGGUUGGCAUUUGCAGCAACUGUUUUUCGUUACAAGUUAAUGAUGCUUGCUUUAAUCAUAGCUGUGCUACCACCAUACCUCCUAAAAGAUAGAAGUGUAAUUAAAAAAUUGAAAUAUGUGGUAUCAGACACAGUUAUUGGAGGCUUAACUUCAUAUAUUAUUGAUUCUUAUUUCUGGCUCACGCCAGCCUUGCCUCAACUUGAAUCGUUUUGGUUUGAUUUAAACUCUAUCAACAUAAAGAAACUUUCCUCUGGAUUUAUUAUCAAGUUGAUUGGUCUUAUUCUAGUAUGCCUACUGGUCCAUUAUUGUUUUCUAGAUCUUUCCAACUGCGAAAAUACAAGAAAAGAUAAAUACUUAUCAAUUCUAUUAGUAUGUGCUUGGUGCUACCUGUUUCUAUUAAUAUUUCAAACCAGUAAAUCACUGGAUUUUGAUUAUACUUUGUUGAUCGAGAUGGCACAAAUUGCAAAUCGCAUAAGCAACCGAACGUUUACCAAACUAUCAGGAAUUAUCUGGCUGGUUUACUUUCUGCUCCAAUACGCAUUGACAAUAUUUUCAUUACAAAAUGUUUACUUUGCCAGUUUUUUUCCCUCUCCAAAUUCAGUGUUGGGUUUAAAGGAGUACAACCUAAAAGUUAAAUUAAAGAAUUUGAUUGAAUUUGUAUGUCAGUACCUAAUUCCAAUAACACCAUAUUUAUUCUAUUCCUUGCAUACUAGAUAUGUUUUAACUAGUUAUAUUUCCAAGUAUAGACCUAUCCAGCAAAGGGUAUAUACCUUGCUAGAUAUAAUAUUGACGGUAGUUGAGAAAAUAUCCGGAAGAGGGACCCUUUGACUUGGUUUGCUUUAAAAGAGCAUACUUAUAUGGGCUUUGUUUAUAAAACUUAAUUCUUUAUAAUGUUGAACUACUUCUACACACUUUUACUACCAACUACUUCAUAUUUAAAUAAAAAUUUUUUUGCAGAAUAUAAUUAUACGACAAAAAUAUUGUGUAACCCCCACUAGCAUACGAGUUGUAAAAGUUCCAAGAAUUCUUAGCAAUCUUUUAUAUUUCUGAUUUUUCUUGUAUACAGAUCUUUUACCAAGAGAUUUUUCACUACAAUGAUUAUUAUUUAAAUAAUAUUUACAUAUGCUUAUAGGCGCUUUGAUGCAUGAUUGAACUU